Molecule: messenger RNA, 895 nt
Organism: Coprinopsis cinerea okayama7#130
Lineage: Eukaryota; Fungi; Basidiomycota; Agaricomycetes; Agaricales; Psathyrellaceae
Exons: 2
Coding region: 17-895 (292 amino acids)
Molecular function (GO): N-acetyltransferase activity
Source: RefSeq, a predicted model, not a curated record
GACUAGUUGACGAACCAUGUCUCCUUCCUCCCAUCACAAACCCAGCUUGAAACCGCACGCUGGAGACGGCCCAAUCCAUAUCGACGUUGUAAACCCGAACCCUAACACCCACAUCCGCAUCCGAGUAUUCAGAGAAAGCGACACCGCCCGCGUUCACGAACUAUUCAAGACGGGUAUAGGCUAUGGACCCAAGAGUUCGCGCCACGCCGCACUUAGGGGGUCAUUGACAGGCCUAUUCAGCAUAUCGACCUACAUCUUCUUCCUCAUCGGAGCUGCAUUGCUCGUCUUUCCGCACGAGUCCCCCUUGUGCCCACCGCGGGCGACGCGAUACCUCGGCCUCGCACUCUGCCUACUCUCCGCAACUCUCUUCUUCUACCACCGCAAUCUUAUCAACAGGUGGUUCCUCAAACACGCCAAUAGCGUCGAGAGAUCCACAGAUUUCAGAGAUAUCCGCACCUUUUACAACAUAGGUGAAGACGGGAAACUGGGAGCAGACGGGUUUUGGGUCGCCGAGCUUAUCGCGGACGGGGAGGAGGAAGGACAGGUCGUCGGAUGCGUUGGACUAGCUAAAUUCAAAUCCACCAACCCCUUCCCACCAACCACAUCCGAACUCCGUCGAAUGGCGGUAGACGCCUCCCUCCAACGACGCGGCAUCGGCAAGAAACUCCUCACCACCGUCCUCGCGCACGCACGCAACCAGGAGAUCAUGUCCAUCCGCUUGUCAACAACUGCCCACCAGAAAUCCGCCGUCGGCAUUUACGAGCGGUUCGGAUGGAAGAUGUUGGGCGUGUCCAGGAUGAUCACCGUCGACAAAGUGGGGCCACGGUGGGUGGACCUGCGGGUAGUGGAUUUCGAAUUGGAUUUGGUGGGUGGAAAUGGGGAGAAGAUGGCGUAG